Molecule: messenger RNA, 312 nt
Organism: [Torrubiella] hemipterigena
Lineage: Eukaryota; Fungi; Ascomycota; Sordariomycetes; Hypocreales; Clavicipitaceae
Source: the annotation of a GenBank genome assembly
AUGAGACUCAAUGUCAAGCAGACGGACGACGAACCUCUUGGACAAGUGGUAAGCCUUACCCCGAAAGUUUUCACUUUAUCUCUGAAAACGCUCCCGCUGCAGUUCUCUCUUGGAGAUGUCGUCGGCAUAUACUUCGCUUCGUCCCCGUUGAUCCGGAACGUGCACGUCUGCAUCCAUCUUGGAUAUCUACUCUCUCCACGAGUCUCCCCAUUUUGGUCUAAGCUUUCAACCUCGAGAUCCUCCCACUGCUGGCCUGCCGGGAUCUUCCCACCAUUACACCUUAAUCAGACCCUCAGAGCACCAACGACAUAA